Messenger RNA from Aegilops tauschii subsp. strangulata, 908 nucleotides. RefSeq names its product high molecular mass early light-inducible protein HV58, chloroplastic. NCBI's taxonomy places the organism in Eukaryota, Viridiplantae, Streptophyta, Magnoliopsida, Poales, Poaceae. The record is from RefSeq and is a predicted model, not a curated record.
UGCAUCAGCUACUCGCUCACGGAGACACAGCAAAACAACGUCAGCCAAGUGACAUCGUCCAUCCAUUAAGCCACCACCAACUUCUCAGUUCUCUUCGUGCGUUAACUUUUCUACUCUGCCUUGAGUAAUGGCGACCAUGGUGGCUUUGAGUUCCUUCGCCGUCGUCGGCCGGUCCGCCGCCCGCUCUCCAGUGGCGGCCCCGCGCCGGAGGACCCUCGUCGUCAGGGCCCAGACCGAGCCUGGCAUGGACUCAACCAAGGAGACAACGAGCGCAUCGACCUCCUCCUCCCCGAGCACGAGCCCGACCCCGACCCCGAUCCCGGCGGCACCCAAGCCCAUGGCCAAGAAGGCUAACCCCUCGGUCUGGGACGCGCUCGCCUUCAGCGGCCCGGCGCCGGAGCGAAUCAACGGCCGGCUGGCCAUGGUGGGAUUCAUGGCGGCGCUCUCCGUCGAGGCGGCGCGCGGCGGCGGGCUCCUCGACCAGGCCGGCAGCGGCGCCGGGCUGGGCUGGUUCCUGGUGACCGCGGGGGUGUUCUCCGUGGCAUCGUUGGUGCCGCUGCUGCAGGGCCAGAGCGUGGAGAGCAAGUCCAGUGGCUUCUGGAGCGCGGACGCCGAGCUCUGGAACGGCCGCUUCGCCAUGCUCGGCCUCGUCGCGCUCGCCGCCACCGAGUUCAUUACCGGCGCUCCCUUCGUCAACAUCUAAGACUACUUUAGCGCUGCGGAUUCUCUUUUCAUCAGCUAACAAAUCGUAAUAGUAGUACUAACUGUUGUAGCCACGUUUAUGUCAAAAGAAAAAUGUUGCAGCCACGUUGCCGUUUUGUACUAUCAGUGAUGGCAAUCUGUAAAUCUCAUGUUUACAUUGUUUUGAUGCUUCUUAAUAUUAAAUGUGCUUAGAAAUUAAAAAUAAA